GAAACUUGUGGAUGUGAUCUGCCUAUAACUAAAAGACCUGAAGAAGAUGUAUCUUUCAAGUUCUUACGAAGACAAUGACUGUUAAGACAAUGAUGGGUCAAGAAGACCAGUGGAAAACUCCCUAGAAGAGAGCCAUAGAAGAUGUACACUUCAGAAGAGAGCUGUAAUCAGAGAACUCAAAAAAGAAAAAUAUAUCAUGUAUGCCCUCAGAAGGGUAGAAAGAUUUUUAUUCAUGUGCAUAAGAUUACUCAACUAGACGAUCAGAUUUACCAGUGCCUUGAAUGCGAGCAAAGCUUCUGUGAAAACUUAGCUCUUAUUAUGUGUGAGAGAACCCAUACUGGGGAGAAACCUUAUAGAUGUGAUAUGUGUGAGAAAACCUUCAUCCAAAGCUCAGAACUUAUUUCACAUCAGAGGAUCCACACUUACGAGAAACCUUAUAAAUGUAGCAAAUGCGAGAAGAGCUUUUGGCACCACUUAGCCCUUUCAGGACACCAGAGAACCCAUGCAGGUAAAAAAUUCUAUACAUGUGACAUUUGUGACAAGAAUUUUGGUCAGAGCUCUGAUCUGCUUGUCCACCAGCGAAGCCAUACAGGCGAGAAACCUUAUCUAUGUAGUGAGUGUGACAAAUGCUUCAGUCGAAGUACAAACCUCAUAAGGCACCGAAGAACUCACACAGGUGAGAAACCAUUUAAGUGUCUGGAGUGUGAAAAGGCUUUUAGUGGGAAAUCAGACCUUAUUAGCCACCAGAGAACUCAUACUGGUGAAAGGCCCUACAAAUGUAAUAAGUGUGAAAAGAGUUACCGACACCGUUCAGCCUUCAUUGUACAUAAAAGAGUUCAUACUGGGGAGAAGCCCUAUAAGUGUGGUGCCUGUGAGAAAUGCUUUGGCCAGAAAUCAGACCUUAUCGUGCACCAGAGAGUCCAUACAGGUGAGAAGCCCUAUAAAUGUUUGGAAUGUAUGAGAAGUUUCACUCGGAGUGCCAACCUAAUCAGGCACCAGGCAACUCACACUCACACUUUUAAAUGCCUUGAGUAUGAGAAAAGUUUUGACUGUAACUCAGACCUUAUUGUACAUCAGAGAAUUCAUAUGGAAGAGAAACCACAUCAAUGGUCAGCCUGUGAGAGUGGCUUCAUCCUAGGCAUGGACUUUGUUGCCCAACAGAAAAGGAGAACGCAAACAGAGGAGCUACGUUAUAAAUACAGUGUAUGUGAUAAAAGUUUCCACCAGAACUCAGCACUUCUUCAGCACCAGACACUCCACAUUGCUGAAAAACAGUAUGUUUAUAAUGUGGGUGAGAAAGGUGUUGAGCUCAGCCCUCCCCAUGCUUCAGAAGCCUCACAAAUGUCUUGACCAGACAAGAAGUUAUAAUACCAUACAAAAAUGUACUUACAUGUCAGAGAACUCACUAAGAUGAAAAACCUUAGGCAGAUCUCCAUGGUAAAACAGACUUUCCUCAGAGCUCAGACCUCAGUGGAAACCAGAGAACCAGCAGUUGUAAGAAGUGUGAGAAAUAUUUUGCCCAGAGAGUUGCCCUAAGAGAACACCUUACUACUCUCCAGUGAGAAGCCUACGAAUUCCUUGAGUUUUGGGAAACCUUUGGUCUGAGCUCAAAUCUGAUCACUUAUGUACAGGUGUUAAACCUUAUAAUGCAGUGGAUAUGAGAGAGCUUUCUAGCUGUCUAAGAAUGCUCAGCCCUCCUUGUUCCAGGAGAAUUCAUACAGUAGAACACCUUUAAAUGCCCUCGUUGUCAGCAGUGCUUCAGGCAGUGUGUACGGCUCAUUGGACAUAGAAAACUCAAAAUUGUUAAGGAGUUCCAACAAGUGUGAGAAAAGCAUCCAACAGAACUCUGAUUUCUUACCCAUACUGUUGAAAAAUUCUGUGUUUGUCUUGAGUGUGGCAGAAGCAUCAGUUGGAGAAGCCUACUUGUAUUUUCA
This is a messenger RNA of Orycteropus afer afer, 1934 nucleotides long. RefSeq names its product zinc finger protein 322 (gene ZNF322). Gene Ontology annotation, biological process: regulation of transcription by RNA polymerase II. Gene Ontology annotation, molecular function: RNA polymerase II cis-regulatory region sequence-specific DNA binding; DNA-binding transcription factor activity, RNA polymerase II-specific. The record is from RefSeq and is a predicted model, not a curated record. NCBI's taxonomy places the organism in Eukaryota, Metazoa, Chordata, Mammalia, Tubulidentata, Orycteropodidae.